Budorcas taxicolor (takin) is the source of this 2403-nucleotide messenger RNA. RefSeq names its product pinin, desmosome associated protein (gene PNN). Bases 1 to 2160 code for a protein of 719 amino acids. The transcript has 9 exons. Gene Ontology annotation, cellular component: catalytic step 2 spliceosome. The record is from RefSeq and is a predicted model, not a curated record. NCBI's taxonomy places the organism in Eukaryota, Metazoa, Chordata, Mammalia, Artiodactyla, Bovidae.
AUGGCGGUCGCAGUGAGAACUUUGCAGGAGCAGCUAGAAAAGGCCAAAGAGAGCCUAAAGAAUGUGGAUGAGAAUAUUCGCAAGCUCACCGGGCGGGAUCCGAAUGACGUGAGGCCCAUCCAAGCCAGAUUGCUCGCCCUUUCUGGUCCUGGUGGAGGUAGAGGACGUGGUAGUUUAUUGCUGAGGCGUGGAUUCUCAGAUAGUGGAGGAGGACCCCCAGCCAAACAGAGAGACCUUGAAGGGGCAGUCAGUAGGCUGGGAGGGGAGCGUCGGACUCGACGAGAAUCACGCCAAGAAAGCGACCCAGAGGACGAUGAUGUUAAGAAGCCAGCUUUGCAGUCUUCAGUUGUAGCUACCUCCAAAGAGCGUACACGGAGAGACCUUAUCCAGGAUCAAAAUAUGGAUGAAAAGGGAAAGCAAAGGAAUCGGCGAAUAUUUGGCUUGUUGAUGGGCACCCUUCAGAAAUUUAAACAAGAGUCCACUGUUGCUACCGAAAGGCAAAAGAGACGCCAGGAAAUUGAACAAAAACUUGAAGUGCAGGCAGAAGAAGAAAGAAAACAGGUUGAAAAUGAGAGGAGAGAACUGUUUGAAGAGAGACGUGCUAAACAGACAGAACUGCGGCUUUUGGAACAGAAGGUUGAGCUUGCGCAGCUGCAAGAAGAAUGGAAUGAGCAUAAUGCCAAGAUAAUUAAAUAUAUCAGAACUAAAACAAAGCCCCAUUUGUUCUAUAUUCCUGGAAGAAUGUGUCCUGCUACCCAAAAAUUAAUAGAGGAGUCUCAGAGGAAAAUGAAUGCUUUAUUUGAAGGUAGACGCAUCGAAUUUGCAGAACAAAUAAAUAAAAUGGAGGCUAGGCCUAGAAGACAAUCAAUGAAGGAAAAAGAGCAUCAGGUGGUGGUGCGUAAUGAAGAACAGAAGUCGGAACAAGAAGAGGGUAAGGUGGCUCAGCGAGAGGAAGAGUUGGAGGAGACAGGUAAUCAGCACAAUGAUGUAGAAAUAGAGGAAGCAGGAGAGGACGAGGAAAAGGAAAUUGGUAUAGUUCAUAGUGAUGCAGAGAAGGAACAGGAGGAGGAGGAACAAAAACAGGAAAUGGAAGUAAAGAUGGAGGAGGAAACUGAGGUAAGGGAAAGUGAGAAGCAGCAGGAUAGUCAGCCUGAAGAAGUUAUGGAUGUGCUAGAGAUGGUUGAGAGUGUCAAAAAUGUAAUUGCUGAGCAGGAGGUAAUGGAAAUCAAUCAAGUUGAAAGCAUAGAACCUUCAGAAAAUGAAACUAGCAAAGAAUUGGAGCCAGAAAUGGAAUUUGAAGUUGAGCCAGAUAAAGAAUGUAAAUCUGUUUCUCCUGCAAAAGAGAAUGUUAGUACUCUAGAAAUGGAAAAUGAGCCUGAGGAAAAAGAAGAAAAAGAAUCUGAGCCCCAACCUGAGCCUAUGGCUCAACCUCAGUCCCUGCCUCAGCCCCAGCCCCAAUCUCAAUCCCAGUCUCAGCCCCAACAAGUACUCCAGCCCCAGCCUCUCUCUCAGCCUGAGACUUUGCCGUUGGCUGUUUCACAGCCACCACCUCAGGUUAUUCAGGAGCAAGGGCAUUUACCACCUGAGAGGAAGGAGUUUCUUGUAGAAUCUGUAAAACUCACUGAGGUGACAGAGCCAGUGCUGAUGGUACAUUCAGAGAGCAAGAACAAAACUAAAACGAGGAGCAGAAGUAGAGGUCGAGCUAGAAAUAAAACAAGCAAGAGCAGAAGUCGAAGCAGUAGCAGCAGCAGCUCUAGUAGCAGUUCAACCAGUAGCAGCAGUGGAAGCAGUUCCAGCAGUGGCAGUAGCAGUAGUCGAAGUAGUUCCAGCAGCAGCUCCAGUACAAGUGGCAGCAGCAGUCGAGACAGUAGCAGCAGCACGACUAGCAGUAGUGAGAGUAGGAGUCGGAGUCGGGGCCGGGGGCAUAACCGAGAUAGAAAGCACAGGAGGAGCGUGGAUCGGAAGCGGAGGGAUGCUGCAGGACUAGAGAGAAGUCACAAGUCUUCCAAAGGAGGUAGUGGUAGAGAUGCAAAAGGAUCGAAGGAUAAGAAUUCCCGGUCUGACAGAAAGAGGUCUAUGUCAGAGAGUAGUCGAUCAGGCAAAAGAUCUUCAAGAAGUGAAAGAGACCGAAAAUCAGACAGGAAAGACAAGAGGCGUUAAUGGAAGAAGCCAGGCUUGCUUAGCCUAUUCUUUGCAGCAGAAGAUUUCUUGAUGAGUUAAAAGGAUUACCUUUCCUUGUAAGGAGAAUGCUGCCUUAAGAAUUGCAUGUUGUAAAAAAUUUUUUGGAAAAUACAGACUGUUUGUUUACCAGACAUUCUUGUACUUUUGCAUAAUUUUGUAAGAGUUAUUUAUCAAAAUUAUGUGAGGUUCCAAAAUAUGUAAAAACAAUAAUAAUAAAAAAAG